Molecule: messenger RNA, 2250 nt
Organism: Mytilus californianus (California mussel)
Lineage: Eukaryota; Metazoa; Mollusca; Bivalvia; Mytilida; Mytilidae
Exons: 3
Coding region: 317-640 (107 amino acids)
Source: RefSeq, a predicted model, not a curated record
UAACAACAAAACCUACAUAAGUAUGUACAUAUAGACAUUUAACUCUGCAUGAUAAGUCUCUACAUGACCGCCAUUGUAUCUCGUAUCACUUCCAUCGCAUAAGAAAUAUAAUUUUAUAAAUUGUUUAAUUGUGCCUGUAAAAAUGAAGGAUUACAAGUGAUUUGACAAUAGUUUUACUUGUUUUUCCAGAUUUGUGCAUUUUUUUGAUAAAGGACUAUACAGAAGCAUAUACUUCAAAUUUGAUGUGAUAUAUAUUAUUUAUAUAAUUCUCCGCCAUUAAAAUAUUGUGUAACUGUGCAUAAUUCAAAUAGGGAGGAUGAAAACAGAAAUUAAGGCAAUGAAGAGGAAAUUUCUACCAGGGAGUGACGUGUUUGUCAAUAAUAACUGUAAAAUGGCGAAUGCUAGAGAUCCUGUAAAAAAGAAAUGUGAUAUAGAUGAUAAUAUAACAUCACAUGGCGCCUCUAAAGUUGUUGCAGUAGAAUUAAAUAAGAAACUACCAAAAGCGAAGGAAAACGAACAGGACUCUAUGCCGUCUGAUGAUGAGGAUGGUUAUCCAGAUUUACAUCUUGAUCCUGAUGUUAUAGCUCAACGGAAGAGAGACAAAAACAAAAAAGAAAAUAUUGAGAUGUCGAACAGUUAAACAAACAGAAUGACUAAAGACUGUAAAGAACUUUUAUGCAAAUCUUAAUACCGCAGUUAUUAUAUUGAAACUGAAUAGAUACGUUGUUCAAUUGAAUCUGAAAACAGCGUUUAGACGUUUUAUCAUUGAAAUGACCUUCGUGGUAACUAUAUAAAACUUUUUAUGUACAUUAUAGAUGUAUGAAAACUUGCCUUAAAUAUGUUAGCAUAUGCAUUUUUUAUUGUAUCCAAUGAGACAUGAAACAUGUAUAUAUUACGAAAUUUGUUCAUUUUGUGGUUUUUGUAUUACCAUAUCAUAACACAUUCACGUGUCUAAACCAAGACCUUGUGUGCGCAAGUUCAAAUAUCAUCUAUUGAUUUUGUAUUGAAAUUUAAAGGACUAAAUUACAGCAUGUAUGAAUGUAUGAUUUAGGCCGUGUUCACAUUGAUCUAAACUCGGUGUUGUGUUUGUGUAAUUCACACGUAAACUAAACACACUUACGUUCCCAUUGAUACAACUCAAUGUUUACAUGUAGUUUAUAUCAUGUUUUGUCUACAUGCAGUCGAUAGUCAAUGUAGGCCUUGUGUGGGUCAAGUGUACACAAAACAAGGUAUUAAGAACAUGAAUUCUACCAUGUAUAUUUAAAGAAGAAACGUUUUUUGAAUAAAAUUGAUAUUUAUCACAAUUAUUAAUAAAGUUCUUUACUGAAUUGAUUGUCUAAACUCAAUAUAUUGCUUUGUUAUAAAAAAAACUAAAGGUAGCUUUAUCAAGACUCAAAGCAUCAUCAUCACCUUUGUCAAGACUCAAAGCAUCAUCAUCACCUUUGUCAAGACUCAAAGCAUCAUCAUUGCCAAACUCAUAAUUCAUUUGAAAAUGUCUUCCCGAAUCGACUGGACGUACACAGAAAUAUUUGCCACUGGUCUUUACUCAAUCAACGAUUCACUCAUAAAUACAUUACUAAAAAGAGUGUGCGGUAAAUUGUAUCGUUUGGUUAGUAACUCAGAUCCGGUAAAAUGCACUUAGAAAUAAAAAAAAAAGCAUUAAUUUGUAAUGUACGUAACGAUCUGUUAUUUUUUAGCCAAAGUUUUUUUUUCGCGACCAAAUUUAUUAAGUUUUUAAAGCAAUCAAUCAAUUUUUUUUUCUUCAAAAUUUAACACUAUAAGGUAUGGGGGAAAUCUGCAUUCAGAAUAUUUUUUUUUUAUCAUCUGCUUGACCAGAAUAUUUUUUUUUUUAAGUUAAAUGGUUGUUCUCUAAGCACGUUGCUGCGGCCUACGUUUUUUAUUGGGUAAUCGAGACAUCUUUAGUAUCUUAAAAGUACUGCAAAUCAUCGAAAUGGCUUUCAUAGCUGCUAGAAAAGUUUCCAAGAAAUUUGAAUUCGAUUCUAUGUAAUGAGCAUUUAAAUGACAUAUAGUUUACAAGUGUGAACAAAUCUCAUGUACAGGUAAUUAAACCAGGUGUAUAGAUGUGAACAAAUUUAAUGUGAAACCAGUGUACAUUACAUUAAACUAAAUGUAAACAUGUUUACUGUACAUGACGUUUGGUGUGAACACGGCCUUAGACUAGUUUUAUUGAUUACAAAUAAAAUUUUGUACAAGAGUAUUUUUCUUAAUUAAAAUUUCACUAGAAACAUA